Wallemia mellicola CBS 633.66 is the source of this 2217-nucleotide messenger RNA. RefSeq lists its product as hypothetical. Lineage: Eukaryota; Fungi; Basidiomycota; Wallemiomycetes; Wallemiales; Wallemiaceae. Bases 1 to 837 code for a protein of 278 amino acids. Gene Ontology annotation, biological process: intronic box C/D snoRNA processing; nuclear-transcribed mRNA catabolic process, RNase MRP-dependent; tRNA processing. The transcript has 2 exons. The record is from RefSeq and is a predicted model, not a curated record. Gene Ontology annotation, cellular component: nucleolar ribonuclease P complex; ribonuclease MRP complex; cytosol. Gene Ontology annotation, molecular function: ribonuclease MRP activity.
AUGGACGUCCAAGAUCAAGCAGCUAGGAAUGUCAAGAAUAAGCAUUCAUUGAGGAACAAAGGAAAGCAGAGUACUGGAGAUAGAAAGCCUGCGUUUAAAACUGUAUUAGAUACGCCUUAUCAUGUCAAUUGGCCUGGUGUACCACCUUCAACGUCUAACGCUAUUCUAAAAGAUUUAACAGCAUUUUUCUCAGAUUUCGUUAAAAAGAAGGAACUUACACAUCCACCUUUGUCUGAUGAACAAAAGCGAGCUUUGAGAAAGGAAAGAAGGGAAGCAAAAUUAAAGGAUAAAGGUAGCGUUACUCUCAAUCCAGAGAAAGGAAAAGAUAGAGAAAACAUUACGACACCAGAAUCAACACUACUCGGUAUAAACGCAGUUACUAGAGACAUUGAAAGUGGCCAAUCAUCAAAGUGUAAAGUUGUGAUCGCGUGCAAGCAUGAUGUUAACCCUUCUCGAUUAUUAGCACAUUUACCUAUUCAAAUAUCAACACUAAACACACAACAUAAACGUUCUGUUUUGUUAAUUGAACUUCCAAAAGGUAGUGAGGAAGCGCUCGCGGUCUCUAUAAAGCUUAAAAGAGUUGCUGUAGUCGGCUUGACAGAAAAUCACAUACUGGCUGAAACAAUACGUCGACGAUUGGAAGAUGAAUCAAAGUACACACUCAAAGCACCUUGGCAGACUGAAGAAGGCGAUCCUAUCUAUAUACCCACUCAAAUUAAGACAAUAGAAACCACCAUGCCGAAAGACCUUCGUAAAGCUAAAGAGGAGAAAAAGAAAACGCAAGCCGCCAAGAAGGAGCGUAUAUUAGCAUACAAGCAGACUCAAAAGUUAAAGUAAAUAAAUGUUCUGUAGUAUAAAUUGGAAAAUAUGUAUUUUCUGCAAGAAAUUUACAACAUAAAAGCUUCGCUGGGCUACAGAUAAAGGUUGUUAAAAUGAGUGUAGUGUAGUGUAUUUGGAAAUGAUUGAAAAAGCUAGGAAAAAGUUAGGCUAAUGAAAUAUGUUGAAAAAAACCAGGUGAUUUAAGUGUAAAAUUGUCAGUUGAAAAUGUUUGAAAGAUCGUUCGAAUUGUUAUGUUGAAGCAAGGAAAGAUAUAUAAAAACAGCGUAUGUUUUGACACGCUCUAUUAAAAAAUUGUUGAGGAAUGCCAGAAUAAAGUAUAAGUUAAAAUGCUGUUGUUUGAUUUAAUUUAUUUAUCCAAAUCCAUCAAAUUAUCAUCAGUACUUGACCGACUAACAAUUUGAUUAUUAAUGUCAUCUUGAUCUGUAACGAUAAGACUAGCCUGUGGUAAUGGUUGUGGUACUUUAUUUAUAUUUCCAAUGGUCAAAGAAUCUACGAUAUUCCCUAAGAAAGCACCAUCAUCUUCAACUUCCAAAGCACCUUUAGUACGUCUUUUAAUCACAUUAUUUAAUAUUGGAUGUUGUAAUAUUUGAUAUGCUGAUGGUCUAUUUUCAGGAUUUGGGUCUAGCAUUGCUUUUAUUAAAUCGACUAAUGCUAAUGAUAAAUUAUCGAAUGGACAUUCACUGAAAUCAAGUGAACGUAAUUUUUGCCAUGGUUCACCAUUACCUGGUAAAACUAUAUUGCAUGCAGCUUCUAAUAUGAUCAAACCUAAUGAGAAGAUAUCUGCUGCAUGACUGUAGUUCCCUCGGAGGAUUUCUGGAGCGAGAUAUUCUCUGUCACCUUCCCUUUCUAAAUCACCCGCGUAUAAGCUAAUAUCAUCUUCCUCUACACCAUCAGAUGAUUCAAGUACGGUUGUCAACAUCGUACGAUCAGCAUCCGGUUCAGAAGACUUUCGCCGCUUUGGUAGAUUCUUAUACUGGGUUGAUGACUUUAAUUGAGAUUCUUGAACAGCUAAUCCAAAGUCGCCUAUUCUAAGAGUACCAUUUGCAGUAACAAAGAUAUUGGCUGGUUUGAGAUCGAGAUGCCAAAUUCCACAUGCAUGCAAGAAUUUCACUCCCUAAAAGAUCGUUAGAAUGUUGAUUGGAGUAAUAUCCCACUCACCUCUGCGAUAUCUCCUAAAAUCUUCCAAACACGAGUUUCUUCUAAUCUUUCGAAGUGCAUUCCAUAAUCAUCAAGGAAAACAUUCAGGGAGCCCUUUUCACAUAAUUCCGUUUGGAUAUAAAGUCUAUUGUUAUCUUCCCAAUAAUCGUUUAAUUUGAUAAUAUUUGGAUGUUCGGGUAACUUGGAAAGCGUAACUGGUUCAUUUAGUUGUCGUAAUCU